Messenger RNA from Gaeumannomyces tritici R3-111a-1, 549 nucleotides. RefSeq lists its product as hypothetical. The transcript has a single exon. The record is from RefSeq and is a predicted model, not a curated record. Bases 205 to 462 code for a protein of 85 amino acids. NCBI's taxonomy places the organism in Eukaryota, Fungi, Ascomycota, Sordariomycetes, Magnaporthales, Magnaporthaceae.
GCUUAGCACGGUUAAGCCUUCUACGGGUGCGGCGCAGGUGUAGGUGACAAUAGCCGAAGUUAAAUUGACGGAUGCAAUGCGGAGGCACGUCGGGCAUGCGAGGGGUCGCGACCCGGGCCGGAGAUUAAGGACCCCGGCGACGCCAUCGUCCGCAUCACCAAAAACCACCAUCUGCGGCACCGACUUGCAUAUCCUAAAAGGGCGAUGUGCCGCAUCCUGGGCUAUGAGGGCGUGAGCGUGAUCGAUGCGGUGGGCCCGACGUCACCGUGUUCAAGUCGGGCGACCGCAGUGCUGAUCUCAUGCAUCACCGCCUGCAGCACCUACGACUAUUGCCGCCGGGGUAUAUAUUCCUACUGCCGCACCGGCGGCUGGAUACUGGGCAACGUCAUCGAUGGAGGCGGAAUAUGUCCGCAUCCCCCACGCCGCCACCAGCCUAUACCCCAUCUCCGAGGGCGCGGAUGAGGAGGCGUUGGCGAUGUUGAGCGACAUCCUGCCCACCGACCUCGAAUGUGGGGUGUUGAACGGCAAGGUGGCGCACGGCUCGACCGU